Messenger RNA from Tupaia belangeri chinensis (Chinese tree shrew), 1668 nucleotides. RefSeq names its product acyl-CoA dehydrogenase long chain (gene ACADL). Gene Ontology annotation, cellular component: mitochondrion; cytoplasm. The record is from RefSeq and is a predicted model, not a curated record. The coding region runs from base 195 to 1487 and encodes 430 amino acids. Lineage: Eukaryota; Metazoa; Chordata; Mammalia; Scandentia; Tupaiidae. Gene Ontology annotation, biological process: fatty acid beta-oxidation using acyl-CoA dehydrogenase; long-chain fatty acid catabolic process; carnitine metabolic process, CoA-linked. The transcript has 11 exons. Gene Ontology annotation, molecular function: flavin adenine dinucleotide binding; long-chain fatty acyl-CoA dehydrogenase activity.
UGCAAAAGGCGACACCCCGCCCUUAGGGCAACCUGGGCUCGAGGUUCCGGACUUGGAAAAGGAGAACCAGUGGCUUGAUCAGGCCGGCUGAGAGGCGCUUUUCCUGACUGCACAGUAGGACCACCCCGCGGACAGUUCUCCCGCACGGAGUCUCAAAGGAGCCACGGAAUCGCGCAGCCGGUCGCUGUCCUGCCAUGGCCUCGCGCCUCCUUCGCGGGUCUCUGAGCGUCCUGGGCACCCAGCGUGCGUGGCGCCCACCCCCCGCUUCCAGAUGUUCUCAUUCUAGAGGGGAAGAACGUCUAGAAACUUCUUCUGCUAAAAAAUUAACAGAUAUAGGAACUAGAAGAAUAUUUUCUUCAGAUCAUGACAUUUUCCGGAAAAGUGUAAGGAAAUUUUUUCAAGAAGAAGUGAUUCCUUAUCACUCAGAAUGGGAGAAAGCUGGAGAAGUGAGUAGGGAGCUUUGGGAAAAAGCUGGAAAACAAGGACUGCUUGGUAUCAAUAUUGCAGAGUCACAUGGGGGUAUUGGUGGGGACUUGUACUCAACAGCUAUUGUUUGGGAAGAACAAGCAUAUUCAAAUUGUUCAGGCCCAGGUUUUAGUCUUCAUUCAGAUGUCGUCAUGCCUUAUAUUGCAAACUAUGGUUCCGAAGAGCAGAUCAAACGCUUCAUUCCUCAGAUGACUGCAGGCAAAUGCAUUGGUGCCAUAGCCAUGACAGAGUCUGGGGCUGGAAGUGACUUACAAGGAAUAAAAACAAAUGCCAGAAAGGAUGGAAGUGACUGGAUUCUCAAUGGAAGCAAGGUGUUCAUCACUAAUGGGUACUUAAGUGACGUUGUGAUAGUAGUUGCAGUAACAAAUCGUGAAGUUCGCUCCCCUGCCCAUGGCAUUAGCCUUUUUCUGGUGGAAAAUGGAAUGAAAGGAUUUACCAAGGGACAAAAACUACAUAAAAUGGGAUUAAAAGCUCAGGAUACUGCAGAACUGUUCUUUGAAGAUGUACGUUUGCCAGCCAGUGCCUUACUUGGAAAAGAGAAUAAAGGUUUCUAUUAUCUCAUGCAAGAGCUUCCACAGGAAAGGCUGAUAAUUGCUGAUUGGGCAGUUUCAUCCAGUGAAUUCAUGUUUGAAGAAACUAGAAACUAUGUGAAACAAAGAAAAGCUUUUGGGAAAACAGUUGCAAACUUGCAGACAGUACAACAUAAACUAGCAGAAUUAAAAACGCACAUCUGUGUAUCCAGAGCUUUUAUGGACAGCUGUCUCCAGCUGCAUGCAAAGAGAAGUCUGGACUCUGCCACUGCUUCCAUGGCAAAAUAUUGGAUAUCUGAAUUACAAAACAAGGUAGCAUAUGACUGUGUACAACUCCAUGGAGGUUGGGGAUACAUGUGGGAAUAUCCGAUUGCAAGAGCUUACGUGGAUGCCCGAGUGCAGACAAUCUAUGGCGGUACCAGUGAGAUAAUGAAGGAGCUGAUUGCGAGAGACAUCGUCCGUGACGAGUAGACAUCUGCCCACAUCCUGGAAUCCUAUUACAGCUAAUCUGAUUUUGAAUCUACUCAAGAUAAAAUGUAACCUGGAAAGGGGGAAAACACUAAGCAUGUUUUCAUAUUCUCUUCCUAUAGAGAAAGAUACCAAGAAAGAUACACAAUAAAACAAAUCUUUGAACCCAAAGAUUCUAAAAUUC